Molecule: messenger RNA, 1566 nt
Organism: Cyphomyrmex costatus
Lineage: Eukaryota; Metazoa; Arthropoda; Insecta; Hymenoptera; Formicidae
Product: ATP-dependent DNA helicase PIF1-like
Exons: 4
Coding region: 1-1566 (521 amino acids)
Biological process (GO): telomere maintenance; DNA repair
Molecular function (GO): DNA helicase activity
Source: RefSeq, a predicted model, not a curated record
AUGGAUAUGAUACUUACGCAGAAUCAUUUCACAAUAACAAAUUACACCUUGAAAAAGCAUUGGAAGGAUUUAGAAAAACAGAAUACGUCUCAAGAUGAUCCCGAUAAUCCAAUAGGUGUACAAAAUAUUAUUCAAGCUGGUGAUGCGAUGCAAGAUUUUAAAGAUCUUGGUGACAAACAGGAAAUCGAUCUAUCUGAAAUGAUUUCAAAAUUGAAUGCGGAUCAAAGAAGAGUAUUUAAUAGAGUCACUGAUACUAUAUCAUCAGAUAAAGAAAUACUACGGUUAUACGUUAGCGGAGAAGGAGGUACUGGCAAAAGUUUCUUGAUUCAAACAAUUAAAUCUUGGAUAAAACAAAAUCUCAACAAAGAUACUGCUAUAACAGCACCUACUGGUAUGGCAGCAUUUAAUGUAAAUGGUUUGACAGCUCACAGAUUAUUCCAAUUACCCGUUGAACAUGGUCGUACUCCUAAAUAUAAACCAUUAGCUGAUCAUGUUUUAAAAAUUUUACGAACAGAUCUUAAAGAUGUUAGUCUCAUUGUAAUUGAUGAAGUGUCAAUGAUAUCUAAUAUAUUUUUUAUGUAUAUAAACUUACGACUAUGUGAAAUAUACAAUACUACUGAUUGUGAUGAUGGUUGGUUUGGUCGAAAGCACGUUCUUUUAUUUGGAGAUCUGCUUCAGUUACCUCCUGUACUUGAAGAUCCUGCUUUUAUACACUUGACAGAAGAAAAAGUUCGUAAAUAUCUUGGUUCUUUAAGUGCUACUAAUCUAUGGACUAAUUUAUUUGAUUAUGAUGAAUUGACGAUUAAUAUGCGUCAGCAAGGAGACGGAUCUUAUCGUGAGUUACUUUCGAGAAUUCGCGUUGGUUUAUUGAACGAAUUAUGUGAUUUCAUUAAUAAUUUCACAUCUAUCGUUUGUUUAUUACCUAACAAUCACAUGUGUGAUCAAUUAAAUGCUGCAAUGUUAAAUCGUAUUACUUCGAAAGAAAUAUUUUUAAUUGCUGAAGACACGAUUGAUUGUAUUUCAUAUAUGAAAAAAAAAGUAGAAAAGGUAUUGUCAAAUAAUGAUGACGAUGAUACUAAAACAGCUGGACUAUCAAGACGAAUUACAAUUAAAAUUGGAGCGAAAAUUAUGAUAAGACGUAAUAUUGAUGCUAGUUUGGGACUUGUAAAUGGUACAAUUGCUACAGUUGUAUCAGUUUCACAGGAUAAAACUACUGAUUACAUAGAAAAGAUAAAAGUUCGUUUACCGUCUGAUUUAGAGUAUUUCAUUGAAAGAGUGAGUGUCAAGUUUCCAGUGAUGGAUAGAGUAUAUGUUACUAGAAAACAAUUUCCAUUAUCUUUGAGUUAUGGUAUUACCAUUCAUAAAAGUCAAGGAUUGAGUUUGCAAAAUGCUGUUAUGGAUCUAGGUAACAAUGUAUUUAGUUGUGGUCAGGUUUAUGUUGCAUUAUCUCGAGUAACAUCUCUUGAUGGACUACAUUUAAUUAAUUUUGAUCCUUCGUCCGUGUUUGCUAGUGAAAUUGCAAUUAUAGAAUAUAAUCGAUUGAAAAGAAUAGAAAGGAAUUAUUAA